Messenger RNA from Lactuca virosa, 3101 nucleotides. Lineage: Eukaryota; Viridiplantae; Streptophyta; Magnoliopsida; Asterales; Asteraceae. The record is from the annotation of a GenBank genome assembly.
AUGAAAAUCCAUCCACACCACCAGAUCUCGUUAACUUGCUCGCAGCCGCAGCCCCAAGAAGCCAUGGAGAAAACAUGCUCACUACUUGUCCAUUUUGACAAAGGGACACCUGCACUUGCAAACGAGAUCAAAGAGGCUCUUGAAGGCAAUGAUGAUGCUGCAAAGAUUGAUGCCAUGAAAAAAGCAGUCAUGCUUUUGCUAAAUGGGGAAACACUCCCACAACUUUUCAUCACAAUUGUUCGAUAUGUUCUUCCUUCUGAAGACCACACUGUUCAAAAGCUACUCCUUCUUUAUCUAGAAAUCAUCGACAAAACAGAUUCAAAAGGAAAGAUCUUACCUGAAAUGAUCUUAAUUUGCCAAAACUUAAGAAACAAUCUCCAACAUCCCAAUGAAUACAUCCGUGGGGUCACUCUAAGGUUUCUUUGUCGCCUCAAUGAGACAGAAAUUAUCGAGCCCUUAAUCCCAUCUAUUCUAGCUAAUCUAGAACACAGGCAUCCAUUCAUAAGAAGAAAUGCUAUACUUGCUGUAAUGGCUAUUUACAAGCUUCCACAAGGGGAUCAGCUUUUAGUUGAUGCUCCAGAAAUGAUUGAAAAAGUCCUCUCAACAGAAGCAGAUCAAUCAGCCAAAAGGAACGCGUUUCUUAUGCUGUUCACAUGUGCUCAAGAACGUGCAGUAAAUUACCUUUUAACCCAUGUGGAAAGAGUAGCUGAAUGGGGUGAAUUGCUUCAAAUGGUGGUGUUGGAGUUGAUACGUAAAGUCUGCAGAGCUAACAAGGGCGAAAAGGGAAAAUACAUCAAGAUUAUCAUAUCUUUAUUAACUGUUCCUUCUGCUGCAGUUAUCUACGAAUGUGCAGGGACAUUAGUGUCAUUAUCCUCUGCCCCUACUGCUAUUCGUGCAGCUGCUAAUACCUAUUGUCAACUCCUCCAAUCUCAAAGUGACAACAAUGUGAAACUCAUUGUUCUUGAUCGAUUAAACGAAUUGAAAUCUUCUCAUCGUGAGAUCAUGGUUGAAAUGAUAAUGGAUGUUCUUAGAGCACUUUCAAGCCCUAAUCAUGACAUUCGAAGAAAAACCCUAGAUAUUGUUCUUGAUUUGAUCACUCCACGUAACAUCAAUGAAGUUGUUCUCACUUUAAAGAAAGAAGUUGUCAAAACCCAAAGUGGAGAAUUGGAAAAAGAUGGAGAAUAUCGCCAGAUGUUAAUCCAAGCUAUUCAUUCAUGUGCUAUAAAGUUUCCAGAAGUUGCAUCCACAGUUGUGCAUCUGUUAAUGGAUUUCUUGGGUGAUAGUAAUGUUGCUUCAGCAAUGGAUGUAGCUGUUUUUGUAAGAGAAAUAAUCGAAACAAAUCCAAAAUUAAGAGUUUCAAUUAUCACAAGGCUGUUGGAUACUUUCUAUCAGAUAAGAUCUGCACGUGUUUGUUCUUGUGCUCUUUGGAUCAUAAGUGAAUACUGUCUUUCAUUAUCAGAAGUUGAAAGUGGGAUUUCAACUAUAAAACAAUGCCUUGGAGAGCUUCCGUUUUAUUCAGCUUCUGAGGAAGGAGAAAACAACGAUUCUUCAAAGAAAAGUCAACAAGUCAACUCAAUCACCGUUUCCUCCAAAAGGCCAGCUAUUCUUGCUGAUGGGACUUAUGCAACUCAAAGUGCAGCUUCUGAAACUGCUUUUUCACCUCCAACUGUUGUUCAAGGGACUUUGACUUCUGGGAAUUUAAGGUCACUUCUGUUGACUGGUGAUUUUUUUCUUGGAGCUGUUGUGGCAUGUACUUUGACUAAACUUGUGUUGCGAUUGGCUGAGGUUCAACCUUUGAAGAGUGAAGUGAAUAGGGCUUCAACUCAAGUUUUGUUGAUUGUUGUGUCAAUGAUUCAACUUGGGCAAUCUUCAUUUUUGCCACAUCCUAUUGAUAAUGAUUCUUAUGAUAGGAUUGUUGUUUGUAUAAGGUUGUUGUGUAAUCCAGGUGAAGAGAUUAAGAAAAUAUGGCUGCAGUCAUGUCGUGAAAGUUUUGUUCAAAUGCUUGCUGAUAAACAGAUGAGGGAAACUGAGGAAUUGAAAGCUAAGGCUCAGGUGUCACAUGCACAACCUGAUGAUUUGAUUGAUUUUUAUCAUCUGAAGAGCAGGAAGGGAAUGAGCCAACUGGAAUUAGAGGAUGAGGUUCAAGAUGAUCUAAAACGUGCAACAGGAGAAUUCAUCAAAGAAGGAGAUGCUGCAAACAAACUCAACCGAAUCCUCCAACUCACUGGAUUCAGUGAUCCAGUUUAUGCUGAAGCAUAUGUCACUGUUAACCACUAUGACAUUGUCCUUGAUGUAACUGUCAUCAACAGAACCAAAGAAACCCUUCAGAACCUCUGUCUAGAAUUGGCAACAAUGGGCGACCUUAAACUCGUGGAACGCCCCCAAAAUUACACCCUCGCCCCUGAGUCCAGCAAGCAGAUCAAAGCAAACAUUAAAGUGUCGUCAACUGAGACCGGGGUUAUUUUCGGAAACAUCGUUUACGAAACUUCAAAUGUCAUGGAACGCACUGUUAUUGUUCUCAAUGAUAUUCAUAUUGAUAUUAUGGAUUAUAUUUCUCCUGCUGUUUGUAGUGAUGCUGCUUUUAGAACAAUGUGGGCUGAGUUUGAGUGGGAAAACAAGGUUGCUGUGAACACUGUGAUUCAAGAUGAGAAAGAAUUUCUCGAUCAUAUUAUUAAAUCCACAAACAUGAAGUGCCUCACUGCUCCGUCUGCACUGGAAGGCGAUUGUGGGUUUCUGGCUGCUAACUUGUACGCGAAAAGUGUGUUUGGGGAGGACGCUUUGGUAAAUUUGAGCAUUGAGAAGCAAGGAGAUGGGAAACUAAGUGGAUAUAUUCAAGGGAGGCGCAUAAUUGCUUGGAUGUUACAUAGAAGAAUACAGGAGAAGAAUAAGGGAAGGUUUUUGGAAUUGGAGUUUGUUUAAAUGAGGUGAUUGCUAGUUGUUGUGCUUCGGAUCAUUGCAGUUGUAGAUUCCCCCGUUAUUGGUUACAAAUUUUAUCACUUCCUUUAAUUUGGUUAUAUGCUUUUACUAUUACUAUUAUUAUACAAUUUUUUGUUUGAUGUAAGAAAUUUAUAUACUCAUAUAUAAUUAGUUGUUUGUGCACU